Molecule: messenger RNA, 4647 nt
Organism: Miscanthus lutarioriparius
Lineage: Eukaryota; Viridiplantae; Streptophyta; Magnoliopsida; Poales; Poaceae
Source: the annotation of a GenBank genome assembly
AUGGCCGAGGAACCCACUCGCUCGCAGGCGGGCACUGCUCCCCGGUGGCGCCUCAGGACUAGCAAGGUUUCAUUGCGCUCAAUUGCUAUGGCUACCACACAAGCCUCAGAAGCAGCGGCUGACAAAGGAUUACCUCUGGCAGUGGAUGCGACCAUGGUUGAUGAGUAUGUCUCCCAGUCAAAGUUGCUGCAAGAAUUUGUUAAAAUCCCAACUAUUGGCAAGGCUUGGAUCUUCAAUUCCAAGGAUGACGACAUGUCCAAAGCAGUGGUUUCGAUUGGCCAAACAGAUCUUUUGGCCAACAAGAGGAGACAAUUCCUUCUGAAUUCUCACAUUUCAAAGAGUCCAUCAAAGUCUGUCGAUUUCAAGUGGUCCCCCUUCCCGACUGAAAUAAGUGGAGUGUCAGCAGUAAUUCCAUCACCAUCUGGAGAAAAACUUCUUCUAGUACGCAAUUCUGAGGAUGAUUCCCCUACAAAACUAGAGAUUUGGGGCCCAUGUCAAUUAGAGAACGAGAUACAUAUUGCAAAAUCUGUUCAUGGAUCACUCUAUACUGAUGAAUGGUUUGGAGGGAUAUCAUGGAACCAGGAAGAGACUUUCAUAGCUUAUGUUGCCGAGGAGCCUCCUCAACCAAAGCCAGUGUUUAAUGAUUAUGGAUUCAAGAAGGAAGGCUCAUCCGAAAAGGACUGCAAGAGCUGGAAGGGACAAGGGGAUUGGGAGGAGACCUGGGGAGAAACAUAUUCCAAGAAAAGGAUUCCUGCACUGUUUGUCGUCAACAUAUCCAGCGGCGAAGUUCGACCUGUCAAGCAAAUACCUAGAUCAUUAAGUGUUGGCCAAGUGAUUUGGGCUCCGUCUUCUUCAUAUAGCUUGGUUUUUGUUGCAUGGUCAUCUGACAAUGGUUUCCAAGAGACGCCAAGGAAGCUUGGUAUUAAAUACUGCUACAACAGACCUUGUGCUCUGUAUGCUGCUCCUGAUCCUUUCAGAGAAGAAGCUGAGAAAUCAUCAACUGAGGGCAAAAAGGAUGAAACUACAACUAUGAUCAAAUUAACAGCAGACCUGAUCAGUGCCUUUUUCCCACGGUUCAGUCCGGAUGGGAAGUAUCUUGUGUUCAUUUCAGCGAAGAGUGCUGUAGAUAGUGGGGCACACAAUGCCACAAAUUCAAUGCAUAGAAUCGAAUGGCCUGCAGAUGGAAAAUUGGAUGGGAGCCUUGCAAUUGCUGACGUGGUGCCCGUUGUGAUGUGCCCCAAAGAUAACUGUUUCCCUGGGCUGUACUGUUUUGGCUUGCUUAGGGAUCCAUGGCUUACUGAUGGACAAACUAUGAUUAUAUCUUCUGUUUGGGGAAGUAGGGAAGUAAUACUUUCUGUAAAUGUUGUGAGCUGUGAAGUUUCAAGAGUUAGUCCCCAGGAUUCAGAUUAUUCAUGGAAUGUUCUUGCAGUUGAUAAGAACAACAUUCUUGCAGUUUCCAGCAGCCUUAUUACACUCCCUCAGAUGUACUAUGCGAUUAAGGUUCCUCAGACUGAAAGCAAUUGGGAGUGGCAGGAAGUUUCAACUCCUUUUCCAAAGCCAUCUGAUAAGAUCAGCUCCAUAUUAGCAGAACAUAAGUUCAGCAUACUCAAAAUCCCAAUUAGCAACCCUUCCGACAAACUUGCAAAUGGGGCUAAGCUUCCUUUUGAGGCUAUUUUUGUAUCGCAUAAGGAUUCUGCAAGUAAUCCAACAAUUGUUGUUCUUCAUGGUGGACCACACUCAGUUUACCCAACAAGUUAUUCCAAAUCCUUGGCUUUUCUUUUUUCGCAGGGAUAUAAUCUUCUUGUUGUCAACUACAGGGGUUCGUUAGGCUUUGGGGAAGAAGCACUACAAUCCCUUCCUGGCAAUAUUGGUUCUCAGGAUGUCAAUGAUGUAUUGACGGCAUUGGACCUUGUUAUAAAGAGAGGACUAAUAGAUCCAUCUAGAGUCGCCGUAGUUGGAGGUUCACAUGGAGGUUUCUUGACCACUCAUUUGAUCGGCCAGGCUCCAGACACAUUUGUUGCAGCAGCUGCUCGAAACCCAGUAUGUAACUUAUCAUUGAUGGUGGGUACCAGUGACAUCCCUGAUUGGUGCUUUGUCGAGAUUUAUGGAAAAGAAGGGAAAAAGUACUUCUCAGAGUCUCCUUCAGUAGACGAUCUUUGUCAAUUCCACCAGAAGUCACCAAUUUCACAUAUUUCAAAGGUCAAGACACCAACACUCUUUCUCCUUGGAGCGCAAGAUCUCAGAGUUCCUGUUUCUAAUGGCCUGCAGUAUGCAAGGGCUUUGAAGGAGAGGGGAAUCGAAUCCAAAACUAUUAUCUUCCCUGAAGAUAUCCAUGGAAUCGACAAAAUGGAUGCAAUGACAUCUGAAGAAUAUGCCUCCCAAUUCAAGUUACUGCAAGAGUUUACCAAUGUCCCAAGCAUUGAUAGUGCUUUGAUCCUCAAAACCAACAAUGAAGACAUAUCCACAGCAAUGUUCUCCAUUAGCCAGCCAGACCUACUGGCGAACAGCAACAGAAAAUACAUUUUGUAUUCUCAUAUUACAAGAGCUGGUACCAACUCUCUGGAUUUCCAGUGGUCUCCUUUCCCCACUGAGAUAACUGGAGUGUCUGUCAUUGUUCCAUCCCCUUCGGGAUCGAAGCUUCUUGUAGUGCGAAACGGGGAGAAAGAUUGCCCCACUAAGCUUGAAAUUGUUUAUCAAUCACAUGUGGAGAAGGAGGUACAUGUGGUAAAGUCUAUGCAUGGUCCUCUUUAUACCGAUGAAUGGUUUCAUGGUAUUUCUUGGAAUCAAGAAGAGACCUUGAUAGCAUAUAUUGCUGAAGCUCCAACCCAACCAAAACCAGCUUUCAGUCAUUCCGGAUAUAUAAGGGAAGGUUCUUCUGAGGCAGACUGUGAUACCUGGAAAGGACAGGGCAAUUGGGAAGAGGACUGGGGUGAAAGAUACUCCAAUAAAGGGAGACCCUUAUUGUUUGUUCUUGACAUUGCCAGAGGAGAAGUGCGAGCGGCUAAAGGCAUUUCAACAUCAUUGAGUGUUGGCCAAGUUGUCUGGGCUCCAGCAUCAUCAAGUGGCAGUCAAAAGUAUCUGGUUUUCGUUGGAUGGUUAGAGCACAAUGGGUUCCAGAACACUGCUAGAAAACUCGGUAUCAAGUACUGUUCUAACAGGCCAUGUGCUCUUUAUGCAAUUCCUUGCCCUUUUGAAGGAUCAGAGCCUGACAAUACACCAGCUAGUGAUGGUAAAUCAGACUCUGAUGUAGUAGUGCGCAACUUAACCACAGGCUUUAGCAGUGCUUUGUUUCCACGGUUCAGCCGGGAUGGGAAACUUCUGGUGUUUCUAUCUUCAAAACAAGCUGUAGACAGUGGUGCACAUAAUGCAACGGAUUCCCUGCAUAUAAUCAAUUGGCCUUCAGAAUGGAAAAUGGAUAAACAACUCGAUGUUAAUGAAGUGGUGCCUAUUGUAAUGUGCCCUGAAGAUGGCUGUUUUCCAGGCCUCUAUUGUUCAUCCAUGCUAUCCGAUCCUUGGCUCUCUGAUGGAUGCACAAUGAUAUUAACAUCUGCUUGGAGAAGUACUGAAGUGAUAUUAUCAAUAGAUGUUUUAAGUGGCAAAGUAACAAGAAUAACUCCGGAAGACUCGUAUUACUCAUGGAGUGCUCUUGCAUUAGAUGGCAACAAUGUUCUUGCUGUGUCAAGUAGUCCCAUCGACCCUCCUUACAUCAGGUAUGGACGCUCCGUGACACCAGAAGUUCAAGCACACAGAUGGACUUGGGAUGAAGUUACUAGUCCAUUGAUGGCAGCCAACAGUAAGGUUAAGUCCUUGUUACUGCAUCACAGUGUCAAUAUACUUAAAAUUCCUGUCCCUAGCCCUUCUGAUGACCUCUCUGAUGGUGGAAAACUUCCAUUUGAGGCCAUUUUUGUGUCCUGCAAGGAUAGUUCGCACAGUCCAACUGUUGUAAUCCUUCAUGGUGGCCCACACUCAGUGUCUGUAUCAAGCUAUUCAAAAUCUUUAGCAUUUCUUGCUUCGCUUGGAUUUAACCUGCUUAUUAUAAACUACCGAGGUACACCAGGUUACGGAGAGGAAGCUUUGCAAUCACUUCCUGGAAAAGUUGGAUCCCAGGAUGUUCAAGACUGCCUUACAGCACUAGAUUUCGCCAUUAAGGAAGAGCUGGUAGAUGCAUCUAAAGUAGCUGUUGUUGGGAUUUCGCAUGGUGGAUUCCUGACAACUCAUUUGAUUGGUCAGGCUCCAGACAGAUUUGCCGUGGCAGCUGCUCGGAACCCUGUCUGCAACCUGUCACUGAUGAUUGGCACCACUGACAUCCCAGACUGGUGUUACAUAGUGGCCUGCGGAACUGAAGCAAAGCAAUAUGCCUCUGAAGCCCCUUCAUCCAACCAUCUUCAUCUCUUCUAUCAGAAAUCGCCAAUUGCCCAUAUCUCUAAAGUGAAAGCGCCCCUUCUUAUGCUUCUUGGUGGAGCUGAUCGUCGAGUACCUGUUUCUAAUGGCCUACAGUAUGCGAGGGGCCUGAGAGAAAGAGGAGGCGAGGUCAAAAUCAUGAUGUUCCCAGAGGACAUACAUGAAAUCAAUCUACCGCGGUCUGAUUUCGAAAGCUUCCUCAACAUUGGAGUAUGGUUCAAGAAACAUCUGAAUGCAGCGGCAUGA